This is a messenger RNA of Oncorhynchus tshawytscha (Chinook salmon), 1810 nucleotides long. RefSeq names its product gastrula zinc finger protein XlCGF17.1-like. Gene Ontology annotation, biological process: central nervous system development; regulation of transcription by RNA polymerase II. The record is from RefSeq and is a predicted model, not a curated record. The coding region runs from base 238 to 1446 and encodes 402 amino acids. Gene Ontology annotation, cellular component: nucleus. The transcript has 2 exons. Gene Ontology annotation, molecular function: RNA polymerase II cis-regulatory region sequence-specific DNA binding; DNA-binding transcription factor activity, RNA polymerase II-specific. Lineage: Eukaryota; Metazoa; Chordata; Actinopteri; Salmoniformes; Salmonidae.
AGUUAGCCAGUCGGCCACCUCGGUAGCUUGCCAGACAAUAUAACCGAACCAGUGAAGCUCUUUAGACGUUUUAAUGUAUAUUAGCCGCUGUGUUUUGAACACACUUCUGUCAAUCUAGCUAAUUAUAUAAUUUCAUUGCAUAUUUACGUUGUUAUUGUUAUUAGUUAGCUAACGGUAGCUGGCUGGUUCAGUUAGCAUUAGCCUUGUUAGCUAACUGUUAGCUAUCAUCCCCCGACCAUGAGUUCACCAAGCUGCUCUCCUCCUGAUGAAGAGGAGGAGGAGGUCUGCUGGACGGAGAAAGAGGGUCUGUGGCUGAACGUUGUCGUGAAAGAGGAGAAUGAAGAGGAGGAUAUCACAGUAACAAAAGUAGAGGAAGAGCAGGAUGUUACAGUGAAAGAAGAGGAGGAUGAGGCUUUUGCAGUGAAAGAAGAAGAGGAAGACUCGGUCAGAGUGAAAGAGGAAAAAGACCCGGAGGAGACGGGAGGAGAGAGACGUGACUAUCGUGGAUCCUCUGGGGAGCCUCAACAACAUCAUGAUGCUGAAGAGGCAGAGAAGAGUCUAUCCACAUCAGAACUCCUCAAGAAACACCCACAGAGACCCACAGGGAAGAAUCCUCACUGCUGCUCUCACUGUGGGAAGCGUUGCAAAUCUUUAUCAGAACUUAAAAUACACCAGAGAACACACACAGGAGAGAAACCUUAUAGCUGUGAUCAAUGUGGGAGGAGUUUUACUAUAUCAAGCCAUCUGACUUCACACCAGAGAACACACACAGGAGAGAAACCUUAUAGCUGUGAUCAAUGUGGGAGGAGUUUUACUAUAUCAAGCCAUCUGACUUCACACCAGAGAACACACACAGGAGAGAAACCUUAUAGCUGUGAUCAUUGUGGGAUGAGUUUUGCUGCAUCAAGCAAUCUGACUUCACACCAGAGAACACACACAGGAAAGAAACCUUAUAGCUGUGAUCAAUGUGGGAUGAGUUUUGCUGCAUCAAGCAAUCUGACAAGACACCAGAGAAUACACACAGGAGAGAAACCUUAUAGCUGUGAUCAAUGUGGGAAGUGUUUUACUAUAUUGAGCUCUCUGACUUCACACCAGAGAACACACACAGGAGAGAAACCUUAUAGCUGUGAUCAAUGUGGGAAGAGUUUUACUAUAUCAAGCUCUCUGACUUCACACCAGAGAAUACACACAGGAGAGAAACCUUAUAGCUGUGAUCAAUGUGGGAAGUGUUUUACUAUAUCAAGCUCUCUGACUUCACACCAGAGAACACACACAGGAGAGAAACCUUAUAGCUGUGAUCAAUGUGGGAAGUGUUUUACUAUAUCAAGCCAUCUGACAUCACACCAGCGGACACACACAGGAGAGAAGCCUUAUAUCUGUGAUCAAUGUGACAAGAGAUACUCUGAUAAAAGAUCACUGAUCAAACAUCAGAAAAUACAUACAUGAAGAAGUUGUUUCAGGAUAUCAAUGAAAUAAUGUCACAAUGUAGAAUGUUUUAACAUUGUAGUAGGAGUAUUUUAAAUGAUGUCACAAUGUAUAAUGUUUUAACAUUGUAGUAGGAGUGUCUUAAUGAUGUCACAAUGUAGAAUGUUUUAACAUUGUAGUAGGAGUAUUUGAAUGAUGUUACAAUGUAGAAUGUCUUAACAUUGUAGUAGCAGCACUUCAACAUUCAAAAUGUAGCCAGCGGUUUUCUACAAGUUGAAAAAGCUGCUUGUUUAAAAAAAUACAUGUAAUUGAUAAUUGUUGCAGAUGUUUGUGUAUUUUCACACAUGAAAGCAGUACAAUAAAUUGGACUAUAAUCCAUUUUUAU